GGCGGAAGCGGGUGGGCCGCGCUCCCUGCGGCCCGCCGGCAGCAACCGGGGCGGCCGCGCCGAGGCUCUGUGCCGGAGCCGGUGAUGCCGGUCCCGGAUCAGCGUUGCCCCCGCCGUUCCUCUCCCUCCCUGCGGCGGGCGAGCGCGGCGGCGGCGGGGGGCUGAGGUCUCGGGUCCCAGGGCCGGGCCGCCCGCCGCGCCGCCAUGGUGCUCUGGGGAGCGGUGCUGUGGCGGCGGCUGCUGAGGAAGCGCUGGGUCCUCGGCGUCGUCUUCGGGCUCUCCCUCGUCUACUUCCUCACCAGCACCUUCAAGCAGGAAGAGCGGACAGUGAGAGAUCGGAAUCUCCUUCAAGUGCAAGAGCAUGAGCAGCCGAUCAUGUGGAAGGUGAAGUUCAGUUCGGGAAACAGCAGUCAGCUGAGUAACCAGUGCAGGAAUUCUGUGCAGGGGAAGCUCCUCAUUACAGAUGAACUGGGCUACGUCUGUGAGAGGAAGGACCUACUGGUAAAUGGCUGUUGUAAUGUCAAUGUGCCCAGCACAAAGCUGUACAGCUGUGACAGCUGCCUUCCCAACGGCUGCUGCAGUGUGUACGAAUACUGUGUCUCCUGUUGCCUGCAGCCCAGCAAGCAACAUCUUCUGGAACGUUUCUUGAACCGGGCAGCUAUUGCUUUCCAAAACCUCUUUAUGGCAGUGGAAGAUCGCUUUGAAUUGUGUCUGGCGAAAUGUAGGACUUCAUCACAGAGUGUGCAGCAUGAAAACACCUAUAGGGAUCCAAUUGCAAAAUACUGCUAUGGCGAAUAUCCCCCCGAGCUUCUGCCUGUUUGAAAGCUGCAUGAUCUAAGCAACGAAGGGAAGGAACUGGAGACUAGAAACCAAAAGAGCAAGACGACGGCUGCUGCUUUACAAGAGCCUCAGUGUAAAUGGCUUUUGUUCUUUCUGGGGACAAACCCAGAGGCGCACAGUGUAAGUGGGGGACUUAAGUUCUGUGGGAUGGAAUCUUGCUUUCUUCAGUUUGUUAUGCACCUGCUUGGGAGUACUAGAGUACUAGUACUGUACUGGAGUACUAGUACAUUCUUUGAAUACUUCCUCUAAAUUUUAGGAUGCAUGGAGUUGAUCUAGGCUAUAAAACAUCAUAGGAAAAAUAUCUAACGUAGCUUUGCAGUUCUACCCGGAGGUUCAGUUGUGUCUCUGGACUGCAAGACUUUCCAGAGUGACAGUAAGAAUUGGAGGAUUUUUGCUUUUAGAGAGUAAAGCAUGCCUGUUGCGCUUCUCUCUCUGGAGCGCUUCUUGACAUGCAUGGUGUACGCUACAUAUGUAAUUAUGAAUUAUUUAUUCAUUUUAUAUGGAUUACUAGCUGAAACUAUUGAUGCUUUGCAUAGCUAGUUGUUGAUGCCUUUCAGUCCCUGUUUUGUUAUGUCAGGUAGAAAGGAUAUUUUAGAUCCUGACUAAAAUUGGUUGGUUGUUUUCCUCCUUCGUCUAAAGGAAUUAUAUUGGGAUUUGUCACUAUAGUGCUUAUGUUCCUCUUAGUGAGUUUAAAGCAUUCAGAACUCCAAUGGAGUUGUUAUUCUUUUUAAGUCCCAUAGCAUGAGAAAAGAGCAGGGAUCUGCCUAGGAUGGGAUGUUUAUUGUCCGUAAACUCUUUCCUUGUUACUCUGCAACCGUUUCCUCAAAGAGGAGUCUUAGUCUUGCAGCCAGCUCUCUGCUUGUCCCCUUUCUGACAGGGAGCACUGGAGAUUUGUUUGCUUGAACUUGUUCAGGCCUUCUGUAAUUCAAAUGUACUUCACUCCUGGUUGUGCAGGAGGCAGAAGGGUGGAGUUGUUCUAGGAUUUCAGUUUAAUGAUGUCCUUGUGUAUGAAGUAAUUGGAAUGUCAGAACAUGGUGCAAGCCUCCUCUGAGGACAACUGUGUUGCAUGAGUUCAGUUAAACAGCCAUGAUGUUUUUGAUUUGCUGUUCGACAUACUUGCUACUCUGGAAUUUUGGUCUGAUCAGAAUGGCACUAGAACAGGGUUGGUUCUCCAACAAUUUCUCCUAGUUCUCUAAAGUGGCAAUUUAAACUGUCUCCCUCUUAAGGCCACUGAACAAAGAUGGGUAGAGAACCUGUGAAAUGCUGACCGAACUUGUGCUUGUCCUGCAAGUUGCUGGGCAAAGUCCAAGCACUAGACAAAACCGGGCUGUUCUUUUCUAUAUACAGAGCCUCACUUCUCUUGUUUUUAACUCCAUCCAUCUCCUCCAUGAUUUUGACUUUGUGUAUCCUUGUUUAAACUGAUACUUCCUGUUCCCUGACUCAAAUAAAACAAUCUACAGAGGCUUUAAUAAAAACAAACAAGCACGGUGGUGGAGUAUCUUGGUGCAAAAGAUCUAUAGAAUGCUAUUGGAAUUACAUAUGAUAUAAAAAAAAGUAGUGUUAUCAGCCAUCUGUUAAAAUCCACUUGCAUUGUUUUCAUUGUUCUUUCCCAGAAGUCAUCAAGUGAGAUAAUGGUUCCAUCAGCAGAUUCUCUUGAAAAUCUUGGUUUUUUCCAAAAGCUUAAAAGCUUUAGUGUUAGUAGUUUAUCCAGCUGAAAAUCUGUCUCCCCUUUGCUGCCAUCCUAUGGCAACUUGCUGCAGCAGACAUGAUACAGCGUGAAGAUGCAGUGUGAAACGCUGUCUUCAGAGGGUAGCAGAGGUUACUUCUCUUUUCAGUGUUUAACGGAUUCUUCACCCCUGUUCCAGCACUUUAUAACUGUUUUCCUCAGGGAAGGCCAUCAGGCUGGUCUAUUAUAUCAUUCCUGCUGAGAUGUAUUCUAGCAUUUCAUGGUUUUGCACAACUGCUGAGAUCAAGAUACUGAUAGCUUGCCCUUGCUUUCUUUUUCAACUUGGUAUUAAUUCCUUAGCAGGUGAUACCACCACUUGAAGCAGUAAUUGUAAGAAAUCAUAAGAACCAACCUAAUUCGGACAACGUUAGUGGGAAUUCUUGGCCCCUUUCUCCCCUAGAAAAAUGGGAUGUGAUCAGAAGUGCAUUGUGACCACUGCCCAUUCAAUGGGACAGAAACUGUAUCCUCCCUCCGUGGUUGCUGAGCUGUUCAACUAGUGCCUAUACUGUAUGUUAAAUCAUUAAAAACUUAUUUGUGUUCCAAAAUAUUGCCUGUUCUCAUGUCUUUCCUUGAACUACAAGGCAACUGUACCAAAAUGUAAGUUUGAAGAAUGCAGUGGAGCAUAGAGGGACACUAACUUGAAUAUGCGUAAUAAAGGCAAGCAAGUAGAGGCAAACAGGAGAUCUAUUUCAUGUCAAUCUAAGAAAAAAAGCAUGCUUCUAUCAAUGGUGCAUGGAAAGAUCUGGCCCUUUGCAAAAGUGGAUUGAGCAGGGAAAGGAAAGUAAAUGAUUGCUUCAUGUUGUGAAGAUACAGUGAGAAUGCCAAAUCUGUGCUUGCUGGUAAUACUUCUGUGUGGUUUAAGUGAUGUCCAUCCCUCUAGCAAAAAAGCCUGGUGAUUCUGUGGUUCUUAGUGGCUGUCCGACAUCUCCUUUCUAUUUGUCAGCUAAGAGAUUCAGGUUGUUGACUUCUGUUUGGCAGCAGAUUUAAUGAGAGCACUCAAUGGAGCAACUAGCUCUGCUUAUCUGCACUGAGGUCAAUGCUGGGGAUAAUUGAAGGGGUUCUGUGCUCCUUGCUUUCUGUAGUUUACAAGAAUAUUAUGCUAGUGAAAAAUGACAGCAGCUGACAUCUAAUGAGGAACAGGUACAGUAUUUGGCUGUACCAAUUUGGAAAGAGUAAUUUAUGGCAGAAGGACAAAGCAGUAACUGCAAUCUUAGCUUGAUUUCAACUUGGCUUGCUCUACUGCUCCAUUGGGAUGGUACAUGGAGAAUUGGAUAAAAAUUCUUACUGUAAUGGGCUGGAGUUCUGAAAAAGCAAAAGCAGCCUUCUGGCUUCAGGACAACACUAGACAGUUGAUGAGUUGGGAUCAUGGUUUCUGCAUUCUCAGAAUCUCACUUAUUGUAGUGGCAAUUCUUUCCCUACGGCCAGUCUCAAAAAUUGCAAACGUCCAGGGAUUGGUCCACCAGCAAAGGUUCCGGGAGCGAAAACCGUGGCUUGUUCUCAAGCUUUCUGGGAACCACUUUCCUUGCCCCACAAGCCGUGGGGCACCAGGCUUUCCUAGCCACGUCAGCCUCAAACCCACCUACCCCACUCACUGUGGUGCUGGGCACAAAAAUUGCAAAUGUCCAGGGAUUGCUCCCACAGCGAAGGUGGGGGCCCAUAAACACAUCUCAUGUAUGUGUUCAGGCUCUAAUUGCUGGAGAACUAAGAAACUAUGUUAGUAGUCAAUUUUCAGAAUAUAAAGCAUUAAGCACUGCGAAUCAUAGAAUCUUCAUGGUUGGAAAGGACCUUUGAGAGCACCGAGUCCAACCAUACACACAAAAAAACCAAAACACCCUACAAUCUCUCACUAGAGCACGAAAAUCCUGAACAUGAGUCUUUGUUCUGAUACGCUCUUAAUAAGCAAAUGCUUUUUAAAGUUCCCUUGUCCUUUAGGUGGACAGGCUUGAGCUUUAGGAUUUGCUCUGUCUUGUGCUAGUCCCUUAAAUUGCAAACACACCAGAUCCUUUAACCUAGCACCAUACUGUGAUAUUUCUUCUUCAGUUAUUCUAGUCAAGGAGAGAUGGGGGGUAGGAGGUGAAAAGGAAUUUUCUAACUCGGCAAGUUCCACAACAGAUGGGAGUUCAGCAAAUUAUUGGUGCUUUACUAAGAGUGCUCUGCGUUGCUUUACAACCUGAGGCAAACAACUAACUAUAUGCAGAGGGGGAAAAAUGCCAACUUCAAAACGUGCAGGGAAUGAUGGGAAAGUACUUAGUUCUUAAUUUUUGAUCCGUGUCUAAUUAAACAGGCAGUCCUAUCUAAUGUUUUUGGUCAAAUAAAGUCUGACUUGUAGCAACA
Molecule: messenger RNA, 4900 nt
Organism: Chroicocephalus ridibundus (black-headed gull)
Lineage: Eukaryota; Metazoa; Chordata; Aves; Charadriiformes; Laridae
Gene: SPRING1
Product: SREBF pathway regulator in golgi 1
Exons: 5
Coding region: 205-822 (205 amino acids)
Biological process (GO): positive regulation of SREBP signaling pathway
Source: RefSeq, a predicted model, not a curated record